Messenger RNA from Paramormyrops kingsleyae, 5637 nucleotides. It is a transcript of the gene ibtk, whose product is annotated as inhibitor of Bruton agammaglobulinemia tyrosine kinase. Gene Ontology annotation, cellular component: nucleoplasm; cytoplasm. Gene Ontology annotation, molecular function: protein tyrosine kinase inhibitor activity; protein kinase binding. The record is from RefSeq and is a predicted model, not a curated record. Lineage: Eukaryota; Metazoa; Chordata; Actinopteri; Osteoglossiformes; Mormyridae. Gene Ontology annotation, biological process: negative regulation of protein phosphorylation.
CAUAUCUCACUGUCGUUCUCGGUCGCGUAGUCUGUGAACGCCGACCGAUUGCUUUUGACAGGGCGGUUUACGACGCCGAUCGCCGUAAAAGUGGGGAACCCAUUUAAGGGUAUAUGCGGCGUUUGCGACAGUCUGACACGACUUACGGCCGUCGUCUCCAGCCAACCCUGCGCCUUCGUGUCCCCUCUCCUUGGCCGUAUACCUCCCGCAGUCCUCCUGUUAGAUCUGCUUUCUUCUGCACCAUGAGCCCUUGGAUCUGUGUCGCUGAGGCCCGCCGAACCCCCGUUUUCAGCUUCAUCUAGCGGCAGGUUCGACAUACAAUUAUGGAGGCCUGAAGGUUGUCAGCGUUUGGGGGAGGUGGAGUCUUCCCUUCCCCAGGGUGGGGGCUCAGGAGACGGCAGCAAUAAGGAGGAAGGAGUCGUUACAUUUUCUAUGGAACUGUUUAUAUAAGAGAAAAGUCUAUUUUUGCCAACGGAGAGAGUCUAUAUUUGUACAGUUUUGUAUGUAUUUAUGUGGACGGCGAGUGUGUGCGGAGCAGGUCGUCACGCGUGUGCGGUGAGGUGAGGCUGUUUCGUGGCUGCUAGCGUGCGGUGGAUCCUUGACACAAGCACUGUGCUAGCGCCCCCUAUCUGCCAUCCAGGAGAUAUCAGCCUCUGGUUCCCUACACGUUCCAGUGCGACCGCGUUCGGUCGUGUCCGCUUUUGCGGGGGUCGUGUCUGUGUGGGCACGGUUCCGGCGGUCAGGAUGAGCCCCCCCCCUUCGGACUGUACGCCGCGGUGCCGGUCUGCGCAGCACGCGGCUGAGGUGAUGGCGGCGCUGACGGCAGCGGACUCAGAGGGACGUCUGCGGGCCUUUCUGUCGGCCCACUGCCACAACGCGGCCACCCUGCGAGACGCCUUCGGCCGCACCGCCCUGCACAUGGCUGCCUCGCUGGGACGGCGCCCCCUGGUGGAGUGGUUGCUGCAGAACAAAGGUGCUGACCUGCUGGUAAAGGACAAGGAGUCAGGGUGGACUGCCCUGCACCGCAGCACCUUCUACGGGCACAUCCAUUGUCUGCUGGCACUGGUCAAGCAUGGUGGCCUUCUCACCACCCUGGACAAGGAAGGGCUCUCCGUCCUGGACCUGACCAUGAAGGACAGGCCCCAGCAUGUGGUCUUCAGGAGUACUGACCCCACGGAGGUUUACACGUGGGGGAGCAACACUAACUUCAGUCUUGGACACGGUAACCAAGAGAGCCGUAAUCAUCCUGAGAUCAUAGACCUCUUCGCCCGGACUGGAGUUUACAUCAAACAGGUGGUGCUGUGCAAGUUCCACUCCGUGUUCCUGUCUCAGAAGGGACAGCUGUUCACUUGUGGACACGGUCAGGGCGGCCGCCUGGGACACGGUGACGAGCAGACUUACCUGGUGCCCCGGGUAGUGGAAGGUCUCCUGUCCCACCACUGCUCACAAGUUGCUGCCGCCAAGGAUCAUACCGUGGUCUUGACCGAGGAGGGCUAUGUCUACACCUUUGGCCUUAACACCUUUCACCAGCUGGGUCUGACCCCCCCACCGGCGUCCAGCCAUGUGCCCAAACAGGUCUUCUCCAAGGCUUUGAAGGGGAGGACUGUGGUUGGCGUGGCGGCGGGAAGGUUCCACACCGUCCUGUGGACCAGGGAGGCGGUCUACACCAUGGGGCUGAACGGAGGCCAGCUGGGCUACCUGCUCGACCCUAACGGGGAGAAGUGUGUGACGGCCCCUCGACAGGUAUCUGCCCUGCAUCACAAGGACGUGACCAUCAGCAAGCUGGCGGCCAGCACCGGGGCUACCGUGUGUGUGACCGAGAGGGGAGAUGUCUACCUGCUCGCCGACUACCAGUGCAAAAAGCUAGCUUCCAGGCAGCUCAACAUCAAGAAGGUCCUAGUGAGUGGGGGGAGCCUGGAUCAUCGUGUGGACCCCCAGGUGCUGAUGGAUGGGGGUGGGGCAAAGGUGUCUAUCCUUGCCCUGGAUCAGGCAGGAAGGGUGUUCUGCUGGAGAUCUUCCAGCAGCUCCGUGAAGCAGUGUCGCUGGGCGUACGGCCGGCAGGUGUUUGUGGCGGACAUGGCGCUGAGCGACGACCACCUGAUGUUCGUCACCCAGGAGGGUGAGGGCUUCAAUGGCCAUUGGCAGCAAGACCGCAAGAAGAACGCGGAUCGCAAAGAGGCAGGAAGCGGGCCGGAGCCAGGUCAGUCCGAGGCCGGCGGGGCGUACGAGCGGAUCCGCUUGGAGAGGAUCCCGUUUACCCACAGGGCCGUCAGCAUCACCAUGGACAUGAAGGGCCGCAACUUUGCGGUGUUGCAGUCGGACCCUAAGACAAGCCUGUUCGAGGUCCCCUCUGUCUCCGCCUCCUCAUUCCCCGAGCAUCUCCGCAGCCUGCAGGCUGAGGCCGAAGAGACGGACAACAUCCACGACGUCACCCUGCAGGCCGGAAGCCGCACCUUCCCGGCACACAAAUAUAUCCUGUCCUCCCGCUCCGACUACUUCCGGCGUAUUCUGUACCCGGAGCCGGGCCAGGGGGAGGAGGUGGAGGGGGUGACGCGCAGCGAGGAUGCCAUAGGCUGCGACCUUCUGGCGCUGGACAAGAUCCCGGCGGACAUGCUGGAGCAGGUGCUGCAGUUUAUCUACACGGACAGCUGCCAGAUGCUGCAGCCGGGAUACCAGCCCGCCACACCCAGCCAGGACCGCAGCCCGGCGAUCGAACCGGACCAGCUGAUCCAUGACCUGCAGGUGCUGGGCUUCCACCAGGAGCUGAAGGGCCGGUCCGCUUUGGAGGUGUACCGCUCGCUGCCCGCCUCCGACUGCAGAGGGGAGGGGCCAAAGGGCAGAGCCAAUAAGAGCAGCAAGAAGAGCAAAGGAAAAGAGGCCAGUGAGGGAGGGGUCAACCCAGUGAAGGCCCUUCAGGGUGUGGCCAAGAGACUGGGUGUCGGCAGCUUGUCUGCACGCUUGGAUGGAGUGAAAUAUGAGAACGGAAGGAUCAACGUCGUUCAAAAGAAGUCUGGAAACAAGCUGAAAUUCAACCCAAAGAAAUGCUCCUACCUCUGUGAUGUUACUCUGCGGUCCGAAGAUGGGAAGGAUUUCCCGUGCCACAAGUGUGUCUUGUGUGCGCGACUUGAGUACUUCCACAGCAUGCUGGGAAACCCCUGGAUUGAGGCCUCUUGCUGCACUGCACUGGUGAUGCCGACUAAGGCAGACAUCCUGCAGGUCAUCCUGGAGUAUGUGUACACAGAUGAGUCAGCCACAGUCAGAGAGUCGCUGAACGUGGAAUUUGUGUGCAAUGUCCUGGUCGUGGCCGACCAGCUUCUCAUCCCCCGCCUGAAGGAGAUCUGUGAGGUGACCAUCGUGGAGAACCUGACCCUGAAGAACGUGGCGGAGCUGCUGGAGUUCGCAGCAAUGUACAAUGCCCAGCAGCUCAAACUGUCCUGCCUGCAGUUCAUCGUGCUCAACAUGGCCGCCCUGCUGGAGACCAAAGCCCUGGACGUCCUGAGUGCCGAUGUGCAGCUUGAGCUCUCAGCGGUGUACAGGGACAUGAUUCCAGCGAUGCAGAAGCGUCUGAUCACGCCUUACCCCGACGGCCCUGACCUCAACGCCUAUGAGGACUGGGACUGUUCUCUCAACACGGACAGCGGCACGGAGAUAGACCACACCUCCCGAGAGACUCUUUUGAAGAAAGCCAAAGCGAAGGCAAAACGGAAGCCACGCCGGCGGUCCGACAGCUCGGGGGGGUACAACCUGUCAGACAUCAUCCAUAGCCCCCCCGCUGCAGGUCUGGUGAGGUCAGGCAAGACCAGCUCCAUUGAGUCCUUGCAGGAGCUGCUGACCUCAGACUCGGAGGGGAGCUACGCAGGGGUGGGCAGCCCCCGUGACCUCCACUCCCCCAUCUUUCAGGAUGGACUCCAGCUGGAGGACAAAACUCGUGUCCUGAAAUUGAGGACCCCACCUCAAACCCCAGAUGGGGGAUCCCGGGUAGCCCCCCCUGCCAGGAGCUCCGCCCCCCAGCCCAUUCCAAGACCCAGACCAAGUUCUUCCCAGCCGCCUCCUGUUCUGGACCUGCGCACCAUCAUGGAAAUGGAGGCGUGUUGUUGGAACCUGCAGACUCCGCCCAAAAGCCCUGGAUCGUCACCAGCAGCGGCACCCGUGAUGCCGGUCUCCUCAUUCCCCUUGAUCGACAGAGGUGGUACCAAGUCCUCUUCGCUCCCGCCGAAACUGUCUCAGAAGCAGCGGAAGAUGAUUGCCAUGGCAACCAAGGAGCCCAGCACAGAGAGCAUCUCGGUCAAGUCCUCCCCUGCUCCCACCUCCACCCCCACCAAGACCGUGAGAGCAUGGGCGACACCUCUCCAGUCCCCCCAGGCAUCCCAGUCCUUUCGGGACCUUCUGGUAGAGGAGGAGAUGCGGGUCAGGGCCACUGCUGAAGGUCCAGGAGGGUCCUGCUCUUCUGCCAGGAAAGUGACCUUUAAGAGCUCUGAGAUGAAAGAAGUGGAAAGACCAGCUGGCCCCUGGGUGCUGCCGGCAGUGGGAAGUCCGCCCGUGGGUACCAUGGUAACCUUCGCCUCCAUCGUGGAGGAGGAGCUUCAGCAGGAGGCAGCACUGUGCCGUAGCCGGGAGAAACCGCUGGCGCUCAUCCAGAUCGAGGAGAGGGCCAUUCAGGACUUGCUUCUCCAUUACAAGGCCCUCAACAACCCGGAGGAGUUUGUCGUGGUGGAGAGAGCUUCCCAGGGGCCCAUUGCGGCCCCCACAUGGAACAAGCACUGACAAAGAGUGGAAGCAGCCCCCCCCCCCUGCAGUGUCACCGUGACGUCCACCCCUGCCCUCAUCCUGUCCGACGCAGUGCUGUGCUUUACUUGAGUGUCUGUGUGAAACGGGUUUGCAGUCUUUUGGUGAUGGUCCCAUAGCAUGGCCCUGGAAGCCCCCCCCCCCAGGAAUUGGAACACACCAGGUUAAGAGCUGGCAGAGAGGAAAGAAACUGGUCUCUGUCAGAACUGAUUUAAAGUACAGACUUCAUUUCCCAGGAAGCUCUGGGAGACAGGGCCAGAUGUCUGCUGGGAAGAUGGAGGCAGGUCUGAAGAACAGGUCUGGGAUUCAGCUUAAUAGUGUCUGGCGAUGAAGCCUGAUAAGACACUGCGGACUGCAGCAGCGUGCAGGGAGCUGUUUCGGAGAAUGAUGGCACAGAAUGUACCAGGCAGCGUCUCUUGUUUACAGUUUUUGUGUGUGUUUUGCAAGGCUGGGGAGCUCUACUCAGGACGUGCCUGUACUCGCCGGUGCCAUUCCUGCUGGUACCUGUCGCUGCGUUGUGGAACUGCUCCGCUCCUGACAAUUCUGUAAUGCAGUGUUUCCCAACCCAGUCCUUGGAGACCCCCAGACAGUCCACAUUUUUUAUCCCCCCCAGCUCCCAGCCAAUCAAGAACACUGAAUACCUGGUAUAGGUGUGUGGGGGGGGGAGGAGCAAAAAUGUGGAUUGUCUGGGGGUCCCUGAGGACUGGACUGCGAAGCAGUGCUCUAAGGUCUUGAAGAUAAAAUGCUGACCUCGCACCUGGGUCUCUUAGGCCAUAUGGGCCAACCCCGCCCCCCCCGUGAGACAUGCAGUGAGCCUGCAGCCACACAAUAAAGACCACACCUGUGCAAUAA